AUGAGCUACUACUGCGUCCUCGUCGGCACGCGCGACUGCCCGCUGUACGAGGCCUUCCUCACCUCGAGCAAGGCCGCAGCCUCGACCACCAUCUCGGUCACCAACCCGUCCCCGGCCGUCCCCUCGGCCUUCUCCAUCUUCGGCGCGACCCUCCCUGCCGCCGCGACUCCAUCGUCCGCGCAGCUCGGCGCACCGCCACACGCCGGUCACGCGCCUCAGAGCACCGUCGGCUAUGGGACCAAGACGGGGCCCAACGGCCGGCACGUCAUGCAGCUCGUCGCCCACGCCAGCCUCGACGUCGUCGAGGACGUCCAGUGGACCAACGGCGGCAUGUACCUCAAGUCGAUCGACAAGUUCCACGAGUGGACCGUCUCGGCGUGGCUCACCCCGGGCGGCGUCAAGAUCCUCCUCCUGCACGAGCUCAAGAACGACGACGGCAUCCGCCUCUUCCUCCAGGAGGUCUGGGAGACCUACGUCAAGACCCUCCUCAACCCGUUCCACGAGCUCAACGCGCCCAUACGCAGCCCGACUUUCGACGCUCGAGUGCGCGCGAGCGCAAAGAAGCACCUGUGA
Rhodotorula graminis WP1 is the source of this 573-nucleotide messenger RNA. RefSeq lists its product as uncharacterized. The record is from RefSeq and is a predicted model, not a curated record. Gene Ontology annotation, biological process: endoplasmic reticulum to Golgi vesicle-mediated transport. Gene Ontology annotation, cellular component: cytoplasm; TRAPP complex; nucleus. NCBI's taxonomy places the organism in Eukaryota, Fungi, Basidiomycota, Microbotryomycetes, Sporidiobolales, Sporidiobolaceae. Bases 1 to 573 code for a protein of 190 amino acids. The transcript is spliced from 5 exons.